AACCAUUGGUUCGCAUUUAAAAAAGAAAACCGUCGUUGUCAUGCUGUCAAAUUUCCAUGUCAAAAUUGUCAUGUCAUGAUUGUUAUGUCAGUGAACUGUUGGUAUUGUGCAGUUAUUUUAGUUUAGUUAAAAAAUGUCUGGUUCAAAGAAAAUGACGCUGCGGGUGCAGUCGGCGGAGGGCACGGCGCGCGUGGAGCUGGCGGAGGGCUCGCCCACGGCGGCGCUGUUCGAGCGCGUGCGGGACGCGCUGGCGCUGGGCUCGUGCGCCUUCGCGCUGCACCGCGACCGCGCGCGCCGCCAGGAGCUGCCCGCCAGCCGCGAGCGCACGCUGCGCGACGCCGGCCUGCAGCACGGCGACAUGCUGUACCUCAGCCCCGUCAACGGCUCCGUGCUCAAGGACCAGCCCUCCACCAGCACCGAGCAGGCUAACAACAAGUCCUUCGGUGAGCCGGUAGAAGCGGGCCCGUCGUCGGACGCCGCCGCGCGCCCUGCAGCGCCUGUAGAGGACGAUGUGGACAUUCUCCUGUACGCUCAGUCCGGAGCCAUCCAGAGGAAUAGAGAUGAAAAAUUAUGCAGACACAAUUCAAAAGGAUGCUGCGUGCACUGCUCUCCGUUGGAACCGUGGGACGAGGGCUACCUAAAGGAGCACAACAUCAAGCACAUGUCGUUUCACUCCUAUCUGCGUAAGAUGACCUCUGGGAAAUUCAUCUCAUUGGAAGAGAUGUCCUGCAAAAUUAAGCCAGGCUGCAAGGAGCACCCGCCGUGGCCGCGCGGCAUCUGCUCCAAGUGCCAGCCGGGCCCGGUGACGCUGCUGCGCCAGCCGUACCGGCACGUGGACAACGUGGUGGUGGAGCACCCGGCGCUGGUGGAGCGCUUCCUGGGCUACUGGCGCGCCACGGGCCACCAGCGCGUGGGCUACCUGUACGGCCGCUACGAGGCGCACCCCGACGUGCCGCUGGGCGUGCGCGCGCGCGUGGCCGCCGUGUACGAGCCGGCGCAGAGCUCGUCGCGCGACGCCGUCACGCUGCUGCCCGACCCCAAGCAGCCCGCGCUGGACGAGCUGGCGCGCCGCCUGGGGCUGCGCCGCGUGGGCUGGCUGUUCACCGACCUGCUGGCCGCCGCGCCCGGCGCCGUGCAGCACAUCCGCGGCGUGGACACGCACUUCCUGUCGGCGCAGGAGUGCAUCACGGCGGGCCACUUCCAGAACCUGCACCCGAGCGCCUGCCGCCACGCGGCCUCCGGCUACUUCGGCUCCAAGUUCGUCACCGUCUGCGUCACCGGCGACAGCAACGAGCAGGUGCACAUGGAGGGCUACCAGGUGUCGGCGCAGUGCCAGGCGCUGGUGCGCGACGGCGUGCUGCUGCCCACGCGCGACGCGCCCGAGCUGGGCUACAUCCGCGACUCCGGGCCCGCGCAGUACGUGCCCGACGUCUACUACAAGGAGAAGGACGUGUACGGCAACGAGGUGGGCGUGGCCGCCAAGCGCGUGCCCGUGGCGUACCUGCUGGUGGACGUGCCGUGCGGCGUGGCGGGCGCGGGCGCGGGCGAGCCGGCCUUCUGUCCCGCCGCGGCCUUCCCGCCGGCGCACCGCGCGCUGCAGGCGCAGCUGCAGACGCCGGCCGCGCUGCACGCGCAGCUGCGCGGCGCCGCCAGCUUCCUGGACGCCGUGCGCGACCUGCACGUGCUGCUGUACCUGGCCACCAACGACGCGCUGCCGCUGGACUGGCCCACGCUGCAGCCGCUGCUGGACGCCGUGCGCGCGCGCGACGCCGCCGCCGCCGACGCCUGGCGCCGCCGCCCCGAGCCCGCCACGCUGGAGCAGCUGGCGCGCGCCGACGCCGACCACGACGCCGAGCCCGUGCGCAGCGGGCCGUCGAGCGGCGCGGGGGGCGCGGGCGAGGCGGUGUGGACGUGCCCGCUGUGCACCUUCCACAACGCGGCGCGCCACGACCAGUGCGAGAUGUGCGCCAUGCCCAGAAAUAACGCUAUGUAAAUAAACGCAGGGGAGGAGAGAAUAGUUCACUUUUUAUACUGAGGAAAAUUCGCGCGAUCGACUUGUGAAUAGUGAAACUAGGUUUACUUUAUUUUUAUAUUCGCGGCGACGCCGAGCGGCGGCCCGGACCCGCGCCCGGCGGACUGCGGCCGACAGUCCGACACUGGGCUCGUGCCCGCGCGUCGCCAGUUGCGACGACGUCAGGCACGGCUCGAGCAGGAGUAUCACGCGUCACGCGUGCGUGCCACAUUUAGGCGAAAGAAAUUAUCAGAAAAGACAAUGAUUCAUUUAUGUUUGUCCGUCCCGUUGCAAAGGUUUAUGUAUAUUUUAUGCAUUUCAAGUGAUAUCAGUUUAUUCCCAUUGUAUAUUGUAUGGUUCGAUCAGUGUAUUUUGUGUUCAGUGAAGGUGUCAGUAGGCUCGCCCCGAGAGGCCGCGCGAGCGUCUCAUCUCGGGACGGCCGAGUGCCACUCACCCACUUUCGACUAGUUGUUUUAACCCACUUAUCAUGAUACACUGCAAUUGUGAUAUUCGCAGAGUAUGUAUACUAUUGUAAAUGUUAUGUUAUUUAUUACAAGCCGCCGGGCUCGGCGCGGGGAGCUGAUAAAUACAGUGUACCUACUUUGUACCCGCUGGAGUUUCAUUCGUAAAUUAAACACCCAAAUGCUUUUGUAAAAAUAUUUAUUCAUUAUUAUAUACAAUUUUGUAUCUAGCAGCACACACGCUCGCGACGCCGGCGCCCGGGCGCGAGCGUGCGCGUCGAGGAGCACCGCGGCCCCGCCUCGUGCGCUCUGUACUCUGUGGUGGAUAUUUUUGGUGCGCCUUUUCUUUAUUUAAAAAGUCAAAUAGACAUGGCACUCCCGACGAUCCGAGAUAUUAGUUACAUGAAUAUCAAUAACGCUAUACUAUAGUCUGAAUUCUACGAAAGGAAAUCUCUCAGCCGCAUCGUCAGUGCCGAUGAAAGUUAAGUUUCGCGCGAAGGACUAAGCGCGGCGCACGAGGCGGCGGGUGCGUGACGUCACGCAGCGCACGAGGCGGCGGGCGCGUGACGUCACGCGGCGCACGAGGCGUCGGGCGCGUGACGUCACGCGGCGCACGAGGCUGCGGGCGCGUGACGUCACGCGGCGCGGGCUCGGCCCCGCUGCGGCCCGGAGCUGCUUCAUUAUCACAUUACACACAUUCUACAUCUUUUAUAAAUUUAGACCUUGUAAACGAUCACAUAAUUUUUGUCAUGUUAAAAAAUAAUAUAGAACGUGCGUUCGGAUAGAUACAAUAGAAAAGGCAACGCCAGCGGGGACGUAGCUCUUUUAGCAAUACCACGUGUAAUGUAUCUAUGAAUACAUAUAAGAAACCAAUCUAUUAUGUACUUUAAAAAUAUCGUUUAUGGAUUCAUAAAAACAUGCUUUCUAAUGCUUAAUUAUUCAUAUUAUGUUUAACUAAAGAUAUAAUCCAAUGAUGCAUUACAAGCGAUACGCUCGGGAUGCUCCUCGACUGCGGCGCGUCCGCGAGCACCGACAGCUCGGCCCCGCGCGGGACAGCGAGCAGGCCGCUCGCCGCAGCGUCCGGGCGGGAGGCCCAAGCUAUACUCUAUAAUACAAGGCUCUAUAGUUACACAAUAUGUACAGGGGCGCUGAUGUCGCCGCCCACGGAUGUCUUUCAAAUCUGCACCGCGACAGCUGUGACUGAACUCGACUGAUGCUUUAUUACUUCGACGCAUCUUUGCGAUUGCCGUAUUUAAUUUAUUUCCAAAAAUUCUGCCAUGCCAAAAAUAAAUCGUUAUUCAGCCGGAGAAAAAUAUGUUUGCUUUGUUAUUUAUUUUAGUAACACAAAAAGGUUAUGUAGGUCGAGCGAGAGUAUCUCGUGGCUCCACUGGCUUGCCUAAUUUAUGCAAAUUAUAUAAAAAAAUACUUCUUGAUAUGUACCCUUGAAUCAUUUCCGAAAUAUACAAAAAUAGUUUCGAUAACUUGAAAGACAUCGUGGGAAUGUAAAUAAUUAAUCACUAAUUAUCUUUACAGUAUUUUUGUUACAUUCACAAAAAUCUGAU
This is a messenger RNA of Ostrinia furnacalis (Asian corn borer), 4034 nucleotides long. RefSeq names its product nuclear protein localization 4 (gene Npl4). Bases 134 to 1993 code for a protein of 619 amino acids. Gene Ontology annotation, molecular function: ubiquitin binding; ubiquitin protein ligase binding. Gene Ontology annotation, biological process: ubiquitin-dependent protein catabolic process. The transcript is spliced from 10 exons. Gene Ontology annotation, cellular component: nucleus. Lineage: Eukaryota; Metazoa; Arthropoda; Insecta; Lepidoptera; Crambidae. The record is from RefSeq and is a predicted model, not a curated record.